AUGCGUUGGACUUCGCCCCGCGUGUUGGUAAAAUGCAAGUCAGGCUACGACGAAUCGGGCCGCCUGCCGCAGUAUUCCGUGCAUGGAGAUGCUGGUGAGCGGUUCGGGUCGGGUACAAAAGACGAAACCUUCAGAGGGCUACCCAGGAGCUCGCAUCCAGCCUCGUCAAUAUACGAGGAUGCGCCAAGGGGGUUAAAGUCGCCGCCGGGAGUACCCCAGCUUUUGCCUGUGCCACAUGCGCACGAGUCAAUCAUUGGUACCGCGCGACAGAAUCUGGGGCGUAGUCCGGCCAUGCGAAUCACUCGGGCGUGGCUAUAA
Molecule: messenger RNA, 318 nt
Organism: Parastagonospora nodorum SN15
Lineage: Eukaryota; Fungi; Ascomycota; Dothideomycetes; Pleosporales; Phaeosphaeriaceae
Exons: 2
Coding region: 1-318 (105 amino acids)
Source: RefSeq, a predicted model, not a curated record